Gaeumannomyces tritici R3-111a-1 is the source of this 1134-nucleotide messenger RNA. RefSeq lists its product as hypothetical. The coding region runs from base 1 to 1134 and encodes 377 amino acids. The transcript has a single exon. The record is from RefSeq and is a predicted model, not a curated record. NCBI's taxonomy places the organism in Eukaryota, Fungi, Ascomycota, Sordariomycetes, Magnaporthales, Magnaporthaceae.
AUGAUCGCAGCGCAAGAUUGCGAGCUCCUGAGCGAGGUAUUGGACGUGGAGCUGCGGAUCCAAGAAUUUUGCAAAGGCAUUCUGAAUCUGGAGACGCUGGCCUCGUGGCUCUCCUCGAUUCUGAAGCUGCACUGCGCCCCCACGAGGGAUGAGUGGGUUGAUGAGAUGUACAGGAAUCUGAGCGACGGGAGCCGGAAAAACGAUAUCAGACUAAUCGUACAGGGCAUGCGCAGCCUACUUGGCGUUUUGGAGGCCAUGAAGCUCGACGUUGCAAACCACAUAAUCCGCUCUUUGCGCGAGCGAAUAAUCGACGAUACGGUAAAUUUCUUACAGCGCCAUUUUCGCGGAAAGCUGCAGGUGGAUUUCGACAUCGCCGACGCCAAAACAUGGUACUGGAACGCCUCACGGCAGUAUUCGGCUAUCAGCACCACGCCUGAGACCCGACAGGGGCUCGGCGAUAUGGCCGUCUUUUUCUAUGGGCUUUCGGCCAUGGUGCUGCCCACUAGGUCCGCGACGAUACUCCCAUCGACCUUCAUUUUCGAUAAAGGCCGCCUGCAAAAGCUGAGGUCUGACGCUAUGGACGCAGUCUGCCUAAACAUAUGCAUGGAGUACCAGUUGAAUUCGGCGCCAGAGGCGGCUGGGGAGUCCAUCAAAUCGGCGGUGUACGCAUCCCUCGUUGCCCUGCUUCGGACUAUCCAACCGGCGGUAUCUCCGCAAGAAAAGUGGCAAAUACUUGUGCCAAAGGUAGCGGUGGAAAUUAGGCUUUUCAACAAAUUACCCAAAGAUAUGCUCCCGUAUAUCGAACAAAACCUUUGGUCACGGCUUCAAACCAACGUGUUUGUGGAGGCCGAAAAAUCUUUCCACCAGGACCUAUUCGGCGAGCUGGCAGACCGCGUCCGCAAGUUCAGGAAUCUCUCGGAACUAGACCUAUUUUCGACCGCGACCGGAAACCGGCUUUACAGCGUACAGGACGGGGCCUUCGAAACUAAGAGAUUUUUUCUCGAUGGUGACGCGGCGGCGCCGGGUCAGGGCCCCUCUCACUUGCAUGGCGUCGAAAACAUGGCAACACGCCUGGCGCACCUGGGCCUGCUGCACUGGCAGGUCUGGGCAGACAUCGCCUACGUCGAGGCCUAG